Molecule: messenger RNA, 996 nt
Organism: Sordaria macrospora k-hell
Lineage: Eukaryota; Fungi; Ascomycota; Sordariomycetes; Sordariales; Sordariaceae
Source: RefSeq, a predicted model, not a curated record
AUGGCCUCUCAAAUCAUCCGAAGAAAACGCGACAUGCCGCUGGAGUGGCUCAGUCUGGCAAUCACAGCUGUCUUUACCGUGGUUAGGUUCUUCGUCACGCUCCCAUACCAACGUCUCCUGAUCUAUAACACAGUUCGACCAGCGCAAGAGAUCGAGGAGCUUGCUGGCCUUGACUUAGAGAAAGAGGAAAACCGGAAGUUGCUCUUGGACGCCAUUGCGGCCUGGCGGACGGGAAAAAGAGAUGAGCUGUCCUUUGUUGCAGUCGCAGCAGCUGUCAUGACAGGCAUCAUCACGGCAUCAUUUUCCUGGGAGAACGUCAAGACUUCGCAGUGGACCGGCCCUGCUUUCUGGUAUGCAUCGCUUUCGCUGUGUAUCUCGGGAAUCUUUCUCUCGUCGCAGCAACUGUCGUUGCUGUCGCUCAUCCAGAAAAAGGACUUUGACGCGAAAACUUGCGGCCCACACUCGGCGAAGGUUGUGAUCCGACGGCAUCUGGAGCAGAUCCUGGCGCAAAAGGGGCCCGCCCUUAGGCCUCGCCUCAAGCACCUCCCCACCGAUGUUGAAGCACAAGCCGGCGAGAGACCGAGUCAACAAAAGACAAGCAGUGGAGCGAGCGCGAUGGUCAAAGCGCCUCCACCAGUGAGAGCUGGGGACUCGCGGCAGUGGGCACUGAGCUCACGAAGAACGUUUGUGUGGCAAUGCUCCAUUAUGCUCAUUGCGUACUCGACCGUAUUCUACAUGGUCGGUCUCUCAGUCGUCGUGUGCACACCGGUUUUGGAGAACAGAAAAUGGGAUUCGGCUUCGUAUAUGGCGGUUGUGUACAUCGUGUCGUUGGGGCUGUCGGUGGUGUUGUUUGGUUUCUGCUCCUAUGGGGCGUAUGACUAUAUCUAUGACGGUGACAACGCCGACCGAACCUUUUGGGAGGAGCUGAAAAGACGUGUAAGGAUUCUUUCAGACGGGAAAGACCCUAUGAAGGAGAAGAUCAGCAUUUUGAUGUAA